This is a messenger RNA of Malus domestica (apple), 1977 nucleotides long. Its product is annotated as alkylbase DNA glycosidase-like protein mag2. Gene Ontology annotation, biological process: base-excision repair, AP site formation; base-excision repair; DNA alkylation repair. Gene Ontology annotation, molecular function: alkylated DNA binding; DNA-3-methyladenine glycosylase activity; DNA-7-methylguanine glycosylase activity. The record is from RefSeq and is a predicted model, not a curated record. NCBI's taxonomy places the organism in Eukaryota, Viridiplantae, Streptophyta, Magnoliopsida, Rosales, Rosaceae. Gene Ontology annotation, cellular component: nucleus; protein-DNA complex.
CAGUGAGAGAGAGAGAGAGAGAGAGAGAGAGAGAGGAGAAAUCAAAACAUAAAAAUACAAAUCCGACUGAGUUAAGACUUCUGAGUUUGUCGCUUAAACUCGUUCGGAAACUCGUUACAGUCAAUUCUUAAACUACAUUCCCUUCCCUUCUCUCUCUACACACAAACGCUCCCAAUUUUUGAUGUCUCCAAUUCCAUCCUCCAACUGAACCACCGCGCACUCCGCCACCUCCGCCGACACCGACACCGAAGCAGCCACCGCCGUACGUAUUCUCAGUCAACCCAUCCAUUGAUUUUGAAACACACUCACCACAUAUGGGCGAGCAAACCCAGGUCCAAACCCAAGCCCAAGACCAGCCCCAGACUCCCACUCAGGCUCCGACUCCGGCUCAGCCGCCGCCGCAGCAUGACUCCAUCGACGACACCACAAUCGCUCAAGUCGGCCCCACACCCACCGAACUGAGCAAUGCUCCGUCCAAGACCUCUUCCCCCCCUUCCAAAAUCCCGUUCCGCCCCCGAAAGAUCCGGAAGCUCUCGCCCGAUACCGCCGACCCCAAUUCCUCCCAUCAAAUCGUCGCCGUAUCCGAAACUCCCAAACCCGUCGCCGCCACCAAGGCCUCCAAGAUCAAGACCGUCCCGCAGCGCGCCGUUGCGGCGCCCAAAAUCGUAGCGCGGCCGCUUUCCUGCGAGGGAGAGAUCGAGACGGCGAUUCGCUAUCUCCGAAACGCUGAUCCGCUCCUAGCUCCGUUGAUCGACCGCCACCCGCGGCCGACCUUCGACAACUUCCACACACCCUUCCUCGCCCUAACCCGCAGCAUUCUCUACCAGCAACUCGCAUACAAGGCCGGCACGUCGAUCUACACGCGCUUCAUCGGGCUGUGCGGCGGCGAGGCCUGCGUCGUACCCGAAACCGUGCUCGCCCAGACGCCACAGCAGCUCCGGCAAAUCGGAAUUUCGGGCCGGAAAGCGAGUUACCUCCACGACUUGGCGCGGAAGUACCAGAACGGCAUUCUGUCGGACUCGGCGAUUGUAAAUAUGGACGACAAGUCGUUGUUCACAAUGCUGACGAUGGUCAACGGGAUCGGGUCUUGGUCUGUGCACAUGUUCAUGAUUAACUCGCUGCACAGGCCCGACGUGCUUCCGAUCAACGACCUCGGAAUCCGAAAAGGCGUUCAGCUUCUGUACAAUCUCGAGGAGUUGCCUCGGCCGUCGCAGAUGGAGCAGCUGUGCGAAAAGUGGCGGCCAUACCGGUCUGUAGCGACGAUGUAUAUGUGGAGAUUUUCCGAGUCAAAUGGGGCUCCUUCCAGCGCAGCCGCCGUGGCAGCCGGUGCUUGUCUGCGACCACAGCAGCUUCAGCAGCAGCAGCAGCACUCGCAGCAUCCCCAGCAACAGCAGCUUAUGGAUUCCCUCAGCAGUCUUAUUAACAUUGGGAAUGGUGCAUGCAUUCAUGGUGAACUAUCCUUUUCCAUGCCAUGUGAUGCAGGGCCUGUUCCUGGGCACCUUGAACGGGAAUGGAAUUGAGACGUUUGUCAGUCCAUCCGCAUCUUUUCUCAACUCAGCUUGGGCAGUGCAAGAAUAGUUCGCGUGCGGAAAUUUGCUGCUAAAAGCUAUGUGACAUUCAAGCCCUUCCAAGGAUCAGAGUGUGUUGAACCCUAUUCUGUACUUACGUUUUGGGAUUGAAUAAAAACUGUCUGUGCUCAAGUUUUAUUGUCUUCAAUUUAGAAAACAUCGACUUUAAGUGGGCGACGAGACCUCUUGUAGGACUCGAUAGAAUGCUAUUCUUCAACGUCUUUACCCCUGAAGGUUCAGUAGACGCAGAAAACACCCACCACCUGUGGAUGUGGUCCGGCGCUCGGUGUGGGCGCGGUUUCAACAUCUGAGACCAUAACUUGGCUGAUUUGGAUUUUGCCCUGGUACUUAAAACAGCCCUGUGCAUUUUUGUUCACAAGUAAAUAUCGAAGGACAAGACUUUAGCUUC